This is a messenger RNA of Setaria italica (foxtail millet), 3061 nucleotides long. RefSeq lists its product as uncharacterized. The record is from RefSeq and is a predicted model, not a curated record. Lineage: Eukaryota; Viridiplantae; Streptophyta; Magnoliopsida; Poales; Poaceae. The transcript has 2 exons. Bases 279 to 2465 code for a protein of 728 amino acids.
AGACACUAUCGUUGGUGUGGCUGCCGGCCCCCCCAUCGCCACCACUGCAAAAGCAAACCCUCGUCGCAGCGCAGCCAUCCAGUAUCUCGCCUCCGCCGCCCGCCGCCGCCUCCGGCGGGGACCUCGCCUGGGAUCUGCGCCUCGCCGGACUCCCAACGAACGUCACUGAACGGACGGACGCCGGAUUCGCCCGCCCCAUCGCGGCGCCAACCGCCGGAUUUGACAACGCCACUCACACGACCACCGCUCGGCUCUCCGGCCUAGAGCCCCUUCCUUCCAUGCAGCCGAGGUCGCGCAUUCGCGGCCGCGACCCACCCUCCGUGGGAGGACCAGGAGGAGGUGGAGGACGCUACCGCCGCCGCUCACCGCCCCCGCCCUCGCCGCGCCACCAGCGCCGCCCUCCCCACCCGCAGAGGCGCAGCCCCGAGCGGCCCCCUCCGCCCCCGCCGCCGCCGCGCUACGACGACAAUCCCCUCCCCGACAUCUCCGCCGCCGGCGACCGGCGUUCGCGCGCCGGCAUCCUGCUCGAGGCCGGCCGCCUCGCCGCGAACUACUUGGUCGCACAAGGCGUCCUCCCCGAGCACCUUCUCCGGGCCAGGGAAGACCCCAAUCACAAGCCCGCCCCACGCCACGAGGCCCCCGCCCCCUCUCCCGCCACCUACGGGAGGAAGCUAGACGACGAAGACGACCCGAGAUCGCGGCGGGACGCUGGGGAAUGGGGCCGCGGAAGGGAGGAUCACGACAGGCAACCCCGGAGGUCCACCUGGGACAGGAGGAGCCAAAGCUUUGACGCCAGGCGUAAGUACAACGACGCCGGCGAUGUGGACCGGGGUGCCCGCCGGACUCGCGACUACCAAGAGCCCAAGAGGCCCCCAAUGUCGAGGUCCUAUUCACAUAACGAUCGCCGGCCUUCCGCUGAUAGCAGACUGGAUCGAAGGAGGAGGAGCAGGAGCCGGAGCAGGAGCAGGAGUCGAAGCAGGACCAGGAGCCACCACGCUGGCGGUAGGAGGGAUGAUUCAGAUUGGCGAGCAGGCGGUCGUGAUUUCGAUCACACCAAGGUGCCAGACUCUGGCAUUGUUCCUGCUGCUGCCGGCGGCGGAGAUGUUGAUGAAAUGCCAAGGCAGCAGAGGGUACCUAGUUCAGUGGUGGUUGCAGAGGAGGCGGAUGGCACUGCCAAUCGGUCAAUGCCUAUUGAAGAUGGGGAGAUGGAGUCGGAGAUCAUCCCACUAGAGCAUACUCAAGACAUUUCUGAAGACGAGGAAGGCGAGUUUGCUGAAGACAUUUCUGAAGACGAGGAUGGUGAGUUUGCAGCUGCUCGCAUGAAUGAUGAAUAUGGUGUUGAGAUGGAUGUCACCCAGCCCCAACUGUCUGAUGUCGAUGUUCAUCUUCAUCCAUCGGAAUCUGUUGACGAACCGGUGCUCAGCCAGUCCCAACUCAGCAAUGCUGUAGAGGAAAUGGAAGCUGGCUGUGCACCCACGGAUGCGUGUAUGAUAGAACCGUUGGGCGAGGACAAUGGCUGCUCUGAAGCAAGGGACGAAAUGGAGGCUCCACCACCACAGAGUGAAGUUGAGACUAGUGUUGGUGACCUUAACAGGAAUGAACAAGAGCUGCCAGCUUGGUACAGAAUUUUUGACCUCAGCAUCAUAGAAGCUCCAGGUGGCUGUGAAAUUCCUGAGAUUCCUGGUGAUCCUCCCGCAGAUCAUGCUUCUGAUUCUGGACCUUUCUUAGUUGGUCAGACGCACCAGCAAACUAACGAUGACACUUCAGAAACUCAAGGUGAAGAUGAGCAUGCAGGGGAUAAUCGUGUGUUGGGCGAUGGGCAUGAUUUGAACAAGUAUGAUCUGAACAGUGAGGCUGAUGAACAUGCGCAGGAUGAUACUUCAGAAAAUGAAGGUCAAGACGAGCAUGCGGGGGAUAAUCGCAUGUUGAAGGAUGGUCAUGAUUUGAAUAGGUAUGAUCUGAACAAUGAGGCUGUUGAAGAUGCACAGGAUAAUCACCUGUUGGGAAAUGAGAGAUUGCUACUAAAUCAUGGCAUGGGUGUGCAUGAUACAGAUAGAUCUCACCUGAGCAAUGGGCAAUUGCUUCUGAAUCAAAAUGAAGAUGAACAGGAACAUGAUGACCACCGGAUGGAGAACAUUCCUGUGAGUGGUGAGCAGCUCCUGCUAAGUCAUAGUGCGGACGGACAUCAUGUCAAUAAUCACCAAAUGGAAUCAGAGGUCAUGCUUUUACCUACAGGUGUGCGUGAUUUGCAUGGCUAUGAUCUGAACAGUGAGCAAAUGCUUCUACAUGAUGGUGCAGAGAAACAUGCACUUGAUAGUUGCCAUUUGACGGAUGGGCAAAUGCUUUUCGAUCAAUCGGCAGGUGGACAGGCUAUAGUUCGCAACAUGGGAAAUGGGCGAACAAUUCCUUUAAUUAAUCUGGAAGAUGAUUAUGAAGAGCAGUCUGAUACUAGGGGAUUUCUUUAAUACAAGAGGUACGAAUGCCAUCCUUGUAGCCUGGGAGAUCCCAUGUUUGUGCAGUUCCCUGGCGCAGCUGGGCCAUCCUGGACCUGAACCGGAGACCUCUAAAAGACCGCAACCAAUUGGGAGAGAAUCAAUAGACUCCUUUUCAGGAGCGAUUCAUCGUGGACUCUGAACCAAUUGGGAGAGAACGUAGCAGGAUUCUGAAGCAGCUCGAUGCUAUCCUGGACGAUUGGAAACAAGCUCUGCUCGCACUGGGCUGAUUCGGUGAAGCUGGUUGGUCGGUCAUGGAUUUGUAAGCUGCGAGGCAUAGAUUCCUACUACUAGAUAGAGGUACUCUUAGUUUGCAUGCAGGAGUUUUGUUUGAUGAUGCCUGGCUGCAUCGGCAGUAGGCGUAGCCAGGUGACGUGGCACAUAAUUUUGAGUAGCAUGCAUGCUGUAUGCAAGGCAUGAGCAAACACAAGUGUCUCUCGCUUAUUCAGUUUUGGCAUGUGCCCUGUAGUGUUUUGUUGUUGCCCCACUUUGGCUUGGCAUUUGACAAUGUUGAGAGCCAGGUGUGUAGGCUGUAGGCAUUGGAAUAUUGGAUCGGGCUUCCUUGUUCA